GUCAAAACAGAGCCUUUGAACAGCAGUGAAACCACAGCCACAACUGGAGAUGGAGCGCUUGACACUUUUACUGGGUCAGUAAUAACAAGUAGUGGCUACAGCCCCAGAUCAGCACAUCAGUAUUCCCCGCAACUAUAUCCUUCCAAUAAUGCUAUUUUUCUGAUAUUUAGGCCCUAUCCACACAUUCUUUCUACACCAGCAGCUCAAACUAUGUCCGCCUAUGCAGGCCAGACUCAGUAUUCGGGGAUGCAGCAGCCAGCCGUCUACACGGCCUACUCGCAGACAGGACAGCCCUACAGCCUGCCAACUUAUGGUAUUUCAUGGCCAGGUAUCAAGACAGAGAGUGGACUUUCACAAACCCAGUCUCCAUUACAGAGUGGGUGCCUCAGUUACAACCCAGGGUUUUCCACCCCACAGCCAGGCCAGACACCUUAUUCUUACCAAAUGCCAGGUUCUAGUUUUGCACCAUCUUCUACUAUUUAUGCAAAUAAUUCAGUUUCCAAUUCAACAAAUUUCAGUGGUUCACAGCAGGAUUAUCCAUCUUACACAGCCUUUGGCCAAAACCAGUAUGCACAGUAUUACUCAGCAUCAACGUAUGGAGCAUAUAUGACAUCAAAUAACACGGCUGAUGCCACAUCAUCAUCAACCUCAACCUAUCAGUUGCAGGAAUCUCUCCCGGGACUAACUAGCCCACCAGGUACAGACCUUCAUCCAGAGUUUGAUACAGUGCAGAGCCCCUCCACACCCAUCAAAGACCUUGAUGAGAGGACGUGUAGGAGUUCUGGGUCAAAGUCUAGGGGAAGAGGCCGGAAAAAUAACCCCUCCCCGCCUCCCGACAGUGACCUGGAGCGUGUGUUUGUCUGGGAUUUGGAUGAAACAAUCAUUGUUUUUCACUCACUGCUCACGGGGUCUUAUGCACAGAAGUAUGGCAAGGAUCCCCCCAUGGCUGUAACCCUUGGACUCCGAAUGGAGGAAAUGAUUUUUAAUCUUGCUGAUACACAUUUAUUUUUUAAUGACUUAGAGGAGUGUGAUCAAGUUCAUAUAGAUGAUGUUUCCUCCGAUGAUAAUGGCCAGGACUUGAGUACCUACAGUUUUGCAACUGAUGGCUUCCAUGCAGCUGCAAGUAGUGCAAACCUUUGUUUGCCAACAGGUGUAAGAGGAGGGGUUGACUGGAUGAGGAAGUUGGCUUUUCGUUACAGAAGAGUAAAAGAAUUAUAUAACACCUACAAGAACAAUGUUGGAGGACUCCUUGGCCCUGCCAAGAGAGAUGCAUGGCUGCAGUUAAGGGCAGAGAUUGAAGGGCUGACAGACUCCUGGCUAACAAAUGCACUUAAGUCUUUAUCUAUUAUUAGUACGAGGAGUAACUGCGUGAAUGUCUUGGUAACGACAACCCAACUGAUCCCAGCACUUGCAAAGGUUCUACUCUAUAGUCUAGGAGGUGCUUUCCCCAUUGAGAAUAUUUACAGUGCAACCAAAAUAGGAAAAGAAAGUUGCUUUGAACGAAUAAUGCAAAGGUUUGGCAGAAAAGUAGUAUAUGUUGUAAUUGGGGAUGGUGUAGAAGAAGAACAGGCAGCAAAAAAGCACAACAUGCCCUUUUGGAGGAUAUCAAGUCAUUCAGACCUCUUGGCUCUACAUCAAGCACUGGAAUUAGAAUAUUUGUAA
Messenger RNA from Orycteropus afer afer, 1662 nucleotides. It is a transcript of the gene EYA4, whose product is annotated as EYA transcriptional coactivator and phosphatase 4. Lineage: Eukaryota; Metazoa; Chordata; Mammalia; Tubulidentata; Orycteropodidae. The record is from RefSeq and is a predicted model, not a curated record. Gene Ontology annotation, cellular component: nucleus. Gene Ontology annotation, biological process: multicellular organism development; cell differentiation; positive regulation of DNA repair. Gene Ontology annotation, molecular function: protein tyrosine phosphatase activity.